AUGUUGAGACGGAGCAUAAGUUACAUCCUCCUGGGCGUUGCUGCUGGAUGUGCAGACGACCACUGCGUAGGCUUCGACCCUGACCUCGCAGAUGGGGAGGCGGAAGUCUUGAAAGUCAGCCUUUUGCAGACCAACGUCAAGACACCCAGCGUGUCAGAUGACGAUCAGGUUCAUUUAUUCCAAGCGGGCGACGUGAACCAGGGCAUUUGGGAUACUUUAGGAGGAAUGUUCCGCAAGGCAGAGAAGAAUGCCGUUGAGAUUCAGAAGAGCGUUCUGGACACGAUUGUGGCGCAGACAGAUGCAGCCCUAGAUGAUGUUGACAAGGUAGUGAACCAAUACGAGGCGGAUGUGGAGGAAGCAGAGAUGAAGUUCGUGAAGAAAACCAAUGCGUCAGUCAUGGAACAGGUCCAACUCAUCAAAAAGAAGGUGGCUUCAGUGAUGGACAAGGGACGCGCCUUUUGGCGGAAUUCCAAGCAACAGGUGGUACGCAUCCAAAACAUCGUGGUGGGCACGCUGUCCACGGUCGGCCAAACCGACACUGCCAUCCAGAUCAAUAGCACGGUGGUCGCGCUGCUGCAAAAGUUGGACUCGGCGUCAGAGGGGACGCUGACGGUGGCCAAGGAUGCGCGAGCGGUCACAGCCGAAACUGCCUCCUGUGCCGUGUUGAAGUUGAACUCGACCUUGGCGCGCGCUAGCCAUGAGGUGGAGUCUUUUACCAAGGACUUUGAGGACGUGUUCAAGGUGACCGAAGCCAAGAUGUCGGAUCUCUCCAAGAAAUUGCCCUCGGAACUUAGCCAACAAGCCUUGGAGGACACGAUCCACAAGGUGCUUCUAGCCUUGCACCGUCUGCAAAAAGUGACCAAGGGAACGACCCCUGGAUCCAUCCAGAGCAUUGUGCUGCAGCUGACGCCGGACGGCUUCGCCUUUUGUCACAAGGGCGGAGUGGACGAAGGGUCUCAGACCUGGAGCCACUUUCAGGCGGACGGAGAGAUAGGAGAGAUAGGGAGAGAUACCAAUUGA
Messenger RNA from Cladocopium goreaui, 1020 nucleotides. Lineage: Eukaryota; Dinophyceae; Suessiales; Symbiodiniaceae. The record is from the annotation of a GenBank genome assembly.